AGGGGCUUCAAACCAGUUGUGCCUGGGUCCGAGGAAGUGGGCGGGGCCAGAGCUGGGAUAUGGACACAUGCAGGGGAAGAAGCUCCCGACGCGAGUGAGUUUGCCCAGGCCCCAGCCUUGUCCAGGAUACCCUGGUGCUGCCAUUGUGUGUGACACCAUGGGUCUGUUCCUCCUGGCCCUGCUGCUCCCCCUGGCCCACGUCUCUGCACUGCCCUUCUACAAUGGCUUCUACUACUCCAACAGUCCCCAUGACCAGAACCCAGGCAACGGCUAUGGUGAAGGCCUGUUCAACAGAGUGAAGCUGGUGGUGGAGACGCCUGAGGAGACCCUGUUCUCCUACCAAGGGGCCAACGUGACCCUGCCAUGCCGGUACCACUACAAGCCGGCCCUGGUCUCCCCAAGGCCCAUGUGUAUCAAAUGGUGGAAGCUGUCGGAGAACGGGGCCCUGGAUCAGGACGUGCUGGUGGCCAUCGGACUCAGGCACCGCUCCUUUGGAGAUUAUCGAGGCCGUGUGUCCCUGUGGCAGGACGAGGAUAAUGAAGUGUCACUAGAGAUCCAGGACCUGCGGCUGGAGGACUCUGGGCGCUACCGCUGCGAGGUCAUCGACGGGCUGGAAGACGAGAGCAGCCUGGUGGAACUGGAGCUGUGGGGCGUAGUCUUUCCCUACCAGCCUCGCCAGGGGCGCUACCAGCUGAACUUCUACGAGGCCCAGCAGGCCUGUGAGGGGCAGGCAGCGGUGGUGGCCUCCUUUGAGCAGCUCUUCCGGGCCUGGGAGCAGGGCCUGGACUGGUGCAACGCGGGCUGGCUGCAGGACGCCUCUGUGCGGUACCCUGUCACGCUGGCCCGGCAACCCUGUGGGGGCCUGGGGCUGGCGCCCGGCGUGCGCAGCUACGGCCCACGCCAUCGCCGUCUGUACCGCUAUGAUGUGUUCUGCUUCGCUGCUGCCCUCAAAGGGCAGGUGUACUACCUGCAGCACCCUGAGAAGCUGACACUGGAAGAGGCAAAGGAGGCGUGCCAGGAAGAUGGUGCCCAGAUUGCCAAAGUGGGCCAGCUCUUUGCCGCCUGGAAGUUCCGUGGCCUGGACCACUGCGAUGCUGGCUGGCUGGCAGAUGGUAGUGUCCGCUACCCUGUGGUUCACCCACGUCCCAAGUGCGGGCCCCCGGAGCCCGGUGUCCGGAGCUUUGGAUUCCCAGACCCUCAGAGCCGCAAGUAUGGCGUCUACUGCUACCGUCCGCGUUAGAGCCUGGGCCCCAGCUCCCUACCCGCCCAGGCCCUCCCCUCAAGGGCUAUAUUUAUUUGAGUUCAUUUUUCUUUGUGGGUUGGGGCAAUCGUCAUAUUGUUUCUAUAAUUCUCAGAUUACAUUUUUAAAAAAGUAAACAAUUUUUGUAAAUCCAACGGAGACCACAUCCUCCCUUUGCUCGGGUGGACACCCCAAGGCUCCCCCAACCAGCAGUCCUCCUGCCCUGCCUCCUCUGAACAGAUGUUCCUGGGCGCACGAGGGCUCCCUGUUGGCACUGAGUCCAGCCCCUCCCCCUGCUCCGGGGGAGGCUGAUGCCCAGAGAGGGUACAGACAGAGGGGCGAGGGCAUGAUGGCUGCAGCUCUGCCUCUGCCUCAGCCUUGGGAGUGGGGGGAAGCGGACACCCAGGAGGCUCUGAGCUGGACGUGGGACCUCGCCGUCUCUCGUCCCCUCCGACUUCUCUACUGAGAUGCUAGGGCUGGAGGUGGGUCCCCGGGCUUCUGUGUGAGAUCCUAGGGAAGGAAUUCCCCUCCCAUUCUUUCUCUCUUGGUUCAGAGUCUCUAUUUUGUUCUCAUUUAUCUCAUUUAUCCUCAU
This is a messenger RNA of Rhinolophus ferrumequinum (greater horseshoe bat), 1832 nucleotides long. RefSeq names its product hyaluronan and proteoglycan link protein 3 (gene HAPLN3). The record is from RefSeq and is a predicted model, not a curated record. Gene Ontology annotation, biological process: cell adhesion. Gene Ontology annotation, molecular function: hyaluronic acid binding. The transcript has 5 exons. NCBI's taxonomy places the organism in Eukaryota, Metazoa, Chordata, Mammalia, Chiroptera, Rhinolophidae. Bases 68 to 1240 code for a protein of 390 amino acids.